AUUCUACCAAUUGGAUAAACUUCCAUGGCAGAUACCUUCAAGAAUCUUAAUUCAACAACAAAACUACAUGAUUCAACCAACCAAGGAUACAUUCUUCCAGCCUGUGAUUUUCCAAAAACAAAUCACAAAAUUGUCAACCAACCAGCAACUUGUGAUUAUUUUACUCCAUUAUAUGCCAGCAUUCAAAGUCAACCAUUUUUGCUGCAGAUUGGAUUGGUGAUAUCCCAAUUUGAUUGACAAUCCAACAAAAAUGUCAAAUGGUGAAGAAGAAACGACACAACUUUCAAACAAAUCCCGCAGCCAUUGUGAUUCCCCGUUCUCUUCAAUGUCUUCUUCAGGAGGAGACCAAUUUGUAGUGAUCAUUUUGGAAGUAUUCCAUUGAUUUGAAAAGUGUGUUUUUUGCAUAAUUUCAUCAGAUUCUGGAAUCAUGGAAGGCUGUAUUCAAAUUGCUGCAAUUUUGUUGAUUUUGGUGAUGUAUUUUGAUCCUCAUUCUUCACUGCCUCUCUGUACUGACUCGAGUGCACCAUUUGCUGCAAAUCAUACUCUGCAGUUUUGUUCCUCGACCGGUGCCACGUGCUGUGAUGAUGCUGAUGAUCUGCAGCUGAAGAAGCAGUUCGAUUCCAUGAACAUCUCUGACUCUGCCUGCGCUUCGCUUCUUAAGUCCAUCCUCUGCGCCAGGUGUGACCAGUUCUCGGCUCAGCUCUUCCGCGUCGAUUCAUCAGCUCCUCGCGAAGUUCCUGUCCUAUGCAACUCAACGAUCUCGAAGAAUUCGACGCAGUCUAAUCAAGCCGCGCGCGACUUCUGCUCCACGGUUUGGACUACUUGUCGAAAUGCAUCUGUAUUCGAUUCGCCUUUUAGAGCAUCCGAAAACUCUAGUUCAAUCAAAUUGACCGAUAUUUGGAGGUCGCAAGCCGAUUUCUGUAAUGUUUACGGUGGAGCUUCUGAUGAUGGGCUGACGUGUUUUUCCGGCGAACCUGUCGCCCUGAAUAGCACUGCGACUCCGGCUGCUGCUCCGAGUGGUCUUUGCCUCGAGAAAAUUGCAAACGGAUCGUACCUUAACAUGGUUGCACACCCCGAUGGCUCCAACCGAGCUUUUUUCUCGAACCAGCAAGGAAAGAUAUGGCUGGCGACGAUCCCUGAAGAAGGAUCGGGAGGAACGUUGUUUCUUGACGAAGCCGAUCCUUUUUUAGACCUAACGGAUGAGGUUCACUACGACGUCGAAUUCGGGAUGUUAGGAGUUGCAUUCCAUCCGAACUUCGCUGAAAACGGAAGGUUCUUCGUUUCAUUCAACUGCGACAAGGAGAAGACGCCGGGGUGUGGAGGCAGGUGCGCGUGCAACUCAGAUGUCGACUGCGAUCCUUCGAAACUUAGCACUAACAGCACUGAACAGCCUUGUCGAUUUCACAGUGUCAUCGCCGAGUUCUCUGUCAAUGGAAGCGCGCCUCAGCUUUCUUCGGCGAUGAACGCUAAACCUGAGGAAGUGAGACGGAUCUUUACGAUGGGGCUUCCGUUUACAGGACACCACGGGGGACAGAUUCUUUUCGGCCCCGAAGACGGCUAUUUGUAUCUGAUGAUGGGAGACGGAGGAGGCACCGGAGAUCCGUUUAACUUUGCACAAAACAAGAAAUCUUUGCUCGGAAAGAUCUUGAGAUUCGAUGUCGACAGCUUCCCGAGUGCAAAAGAAGUCGAUCAAUCCGAGCUAUGGGGGAACUAUUCGAUCCCUAAAAACAACCCGUACAUCGACGACGAGGAAAUGCAGAAGGAAAUAUGGGCUUUGGGGCUACGAAAUCCGUGGCGCUGCAGCUUCGAUUCAGCGAGGCCAUCGUAUUUCAUUUGCGCCGACGUUGGACAGGAUCGAUAUGAAGAGGUCGACUUGAUCACUCGCGGUGGGAACUACGGUUGGCGAGCUUACGAGGGUCCUUACGUCUACAAGCCUUCGGGAGGAAAUGCUUCACUAGACGCAGCAAGGCUAAUCUUCCCGGCUGUUGGAUACAAUCACUCUGAAGUGAAUGUGAACGAAGGCUCGGCAUCGAUCACCGGGGGAUAUUUUUAUCGAUCCAUGACCGAUCCUUGUAUGCACGGAAGGUAUUUAUACGCCGAUCUCUACGGAGGUUCGAUAUGGACCGGCACGGAGCGCCCCGCCAACAGCGGCAACUUCAGCAGCAGCAAAGUUCCCUUCACUUGCGCACGCGACUCUCCGUUGAGCUGCAGCUUCACCGUGCCGGGGAAUCCACUUCCUUCUUUGAGCUACAUUUUCAGCUUCGGCGAGGACAACAACCGGGACGUAUACCUUCUGGCCAACAGCGGCGUCUACAGGGUUGUUCGAGCCAGCCGCUGCGGCUACAUGUGCACGACCGAGAACGAUUCGACCUCUGGCGUUGCUCGGGGCCCGGGUUCGUCUUCGUCUUCCUCUCCUCCUAAAAAUUCAGGCGUUUUGAGAGGUUUGUUCUUGCUGGUUUUCUUGAUGGCUUUGUUGUUAUUGUUUUGAUCAGUUUUGGCUGUUUUCUGUAAUAUGUUUUGCUAUCUUUGAUGCCUUAAAAUUGAGUUUUGUUUUGUUUUCAUUUGAAAUUGAAUUUUGGAUUUAAAUUUUAGUUAAAAUAGUUUGAGAUAAAAUGUUUAUUUUUAUGGGU
Molecule: messenger RNA, 2630 nt
Organism: Andrographis paniculata
Lineage: Eukaryota; Viridiplantae; Streptophyta; Magnoliopsida; Lamiales; Acanthaceae
Product: HIPL1 protein-like
Exons: 7
Coding region: 428-2488 (686 amino acids)
Source: RefSeq, a predicted model, not a curated record